Messenger RNA from Sphaerulina musiva SO2202, 1136 nucleotides. RefSeq lists its product as uncharacterized. The coding region runs from base 206 to 1111 and encodes 301 amino acids. The record is from RefSeq and is a predicted model, not a curated record. Lineage: Eukaryota; Fungi; Ascomycota; Dothideomycetes; Mycosphaerellales; Mycosphaerellaceae. The transcript has 5 exons.
CGUCGCCAUCAUUCGUUACUGGAUUCGCAAGCACGCUCUGGGUUCAGACGACGCCGUCAUUGGGGCGGCUACAUUGGUGGCCUUUGGACAUAUUGGGGCAAGUUAUGCAAGCUAUGCGGCAGGGCUCGGCAAGCCUUGGUCUAGCAUUAUUGCCACUACUGCCCAGGAUGAUCUGAACAGUCUUGAUCAGGCCUCGGUUGCCUCAAUGGUGCUGUUCUUCAUUGCACUGUACUUGUCGAAGUGCGCCAUGAUUUCUUUCUUGAUCCGUAUCACAAAGACUCCGGUCCAAAUUCGAUUGUACCAUGCUUGUAAUGUUCUCGUUGCGAUUCUAGGCUCGGUGUCAGUCAUCGUAGUCACUGUUGGCUGCCCUGCCGCUUCUGGCUACUACUGGGCGUUCAAUGAGAACGCAUUUACGUGCGCGACUCAGGAUGUUCGAUGGCAAGCAGCAACAGCCCUCGAUUGCGUGACGGAAGUGCUGCUUCUUGCACUUCCUAUACAUCUAGUGUGGAUGUUGCAGAUGCGGUUAGCGAAGAAGGCCAUGAUAGUGACUGCAUUUUGGGUGCGAUUGCCUAUCCUUGGUCUAGCGAUUGGAAGAAACCAUUACACGCGUCAGCUCCGCCGACCGCAGACUGAUGCUGGUCUUGGAAGCGCUCUGGUCGUCAUCUGGCUGGAGAUUGAGCUCGCGUAUGCCAUUGCAGUUAGUACCAUGUCAGCGCUCAAGACCUUCACGGAGAGCUUCAAUACUGGCUUCGGCGUUAGCGUUGGACAAGUCCGCAGCAAGGGAGAUGGUUCGAACAGUUACGGUUUGUCCGACGUCUCGAAUUCGAAUUCGAACUCGGGCAGCGGAAACGAAAAGGACGCAGUCAGAAGCAACACACGGCCAAGCGAGUGCAUACCGCCCUCAGUUCUAGCAUCAACCACCCCAUCCGGACUGAAGCUGAGGCCGGAAACCAAGCUCCAGUCAUACACGGACAUACGUGCUGAACGGUAUGUGCUGGAGACUGCUAGUGUCGGCAGCGGUACCUCUGGUGACGAUAUGGUGAUUCUCCGCGAGACCGCCUAUGAAAUCCAGCAUGAUCAAGCGCCUAUGCUACCUUUGCGAAGCGGCUAAGGCAUGGGGAAUGGAUCUCGACCGG